Aegilops tauschii subsp. strangulata is the source of this 774-nucleotide messenger RNA. The record is from RefSeq and is a predicted model, not a curated record. NCBI's taxonomy places the organism in Eukaryota, Viridiplantae, Streptophyta, Magnoliopsida, Poales, Poaceae.
AUGCAUGACGCGUAUGGCAUACAUGGCGCGUGGGCUGCGGCUCCCUCCAGUGAGUGGACUAUGUACGGCGCCCCGCUCCCGGCCCCGCUGGCGUACGCCGCCGCCCCACCACCGGCGCUCUCCGGUCAGUCCAUCGUCAUCCCGUCACCGGCGCCAACUCUGCCCGUUGACCCCUCGCUGUUGCUUGGCGCCGGCUACGACGCCCUCCUUGCGCCGCCGCCCGUCGGCGGUUAUGGUCCACCCAUCCCGGCGCCGCCCUGCGAGGGCCUCCCGCUGCCGCCGGUACCUGUGUUAUGGGACCCCACCCUCCUCGCCGCCCAGCACUACGCGUCGUCGCUGAGUAGCUCUGUCGGUGGAGGCGACUGGUACAUGGACCCAGGUUCCUCCGGCCUCGGCCCCUUUGGUGCCAGCCCCCGCGCACCCUUCGUGGAGCGAUGGGCGGCGGCACCCCCCAGCGGCCCUCCCGGCACGGCGUGCUCUGCCGCCACCUCCCGGCUUCGUGACUCCCUCCCCCGAGGUCGAGUCCAAGCGGGCCCCGGGUCCCCGUCUCCCUCAUACGAGGUUGAGCCCGGCACCCCGCCUGCCACCCCUGCGACGGGCUUGACGUCGACCUCGCCCGUCGCCUCUUCCGCCGUCGGAUCGGCCGACGCUGUUGCCGGCGCGCCCCCCGCCGCCGCCGCCACCGCCACCGCGGGCCCCACCUCCACGGCACCCGUCGCCGCGGCACCCGCCGGCCCUGCUGCCCCGUCACUUGGUGUGACUACCCGUGCCUGA